GAUGAUCUAGCCCCGCAAACGUCAUGAGACCCACGCCAUGAAUAUCAUCUAUACAUUUGAUGUCCAACUUCUUCGAUGUCCAACUUCUUCAAAUUAUUCUCGCUAAAUUAAGCAACAAAACAGAAAGAAAAUGGCACCAGUCCCCCAAUCCAUUCUCCGCGCCCUGGGAUUUUGCAGUAUCGACCCAUCCAAAGCCACCCUCUCAACAUCAGGUCUAGGAUCAGGGUUCUCAAACACAGGUCGUAUUCGCAUAUCUAUACCAAGAGAAAAGGGAGAAAGGGAAGAAGAACGACAGUACUUCCUCAAAACGUCUCCCGAUGGAAAAGAGAUGUUUCAAGGCGAAUUCGCUUCAUUGAAUGCGAUUGCUGAUAUUGUCCCCGGUUUCUGUCCACGGGCUUUGGGAUGGGGUGCGCUAGAUGAGAAGAAAGGGUGGUUUUUGGUUACUGAGUUUUUGGAUUUUUCUGGUCGUUCCUCUUCAACGACGGAAUCGAAGGGAACAACGUCUUUGGCACAGAGGUUGGGGAAGUUACAUAGUACACCUGCUCCUCCUCCUCCCUCAUCAGAAGAUGAUCAGAGCAAGUAUGGAUUUCCGGUGCCUACCUACUGCGGAAAUACGCGCCAGCCAAACAAUUUCCAUAACUCCUGGGCCGAGUUUUACGCAAAUGAGAGAUUACUCAUGAUUCUCAAGGAAUCCGAACGAAAGAACGGACCCGAUGCGGGAUUACGAGAUCUAGUCACAAAGACUGCAGAGAGAGUCGUACCGCGAUUGCUAGGCGAUAAUCAUCUGGGUUAUGAUCGGAACGGUAAAGGUGAUGGAAUAGUUCCUGUUGUUGUUCAUGGGGAUUUAUGGAGCGGGAAUGCAAGUCGAGGACAAAUCGCUGGAUCGGAUAAUAGCAACGAUGGAAUUGCGGACGUGGUUUAUGAUCCUUCAGCUUGCUAUGCGCAUAAUGAAUAUGAAUUGGGGAUUAUGCAGAUGUUUGGUGGGUUUGGAAGAGCGCUUUUUGAUGAGUACCAUUCCAUCGUGCCCAAGACGGAGCCGGUGGAGGAGUAUGAGGAUCGGGUGAAGCUUUAUGAGUUGUAUCACCAUUUGAAUCAUCAUGCUAUUUUUGGAGGAGGGUAUAGGUCUGGUGCAGUGUCCAUCAUGAAUAAGUUGAUUAGUGAAUAUGGACGAGGAUAGUCCUUUCAGAAGUCGCCUCUUGUAUUCAGAUGAAUCAAAUAAUAUUAGUUGGUC
Messenger RNA from Talaromyces stipitatus ATCC 10500, 1231 nucleotides. Its product is annotated as fructosamine-3-kinase, putative. The coding region runs from base 131 to 1177 and encodes 348 amino acids. The record is from RefSeq and is a predicted model, not a curated record. NCBI's taxonomy places the organism in Eukaryota, Fungi, Ascomycota, Eurotiomycetes, Eurotiales, Trichocomaceae. The transcript has 2 exons.